AUGGGUUCUGUGUCGAAUACCGACGCAACGCUUCCCGACGCUGUGGUUCCAAAACGUGAGUCUAGUAUCGACAGAUAUUCGUCGGACUCAGCCUCGACACCCGGCCAGGCUGAGUCCACAGGGGAUGGGUCUGGACAGCCAUCGCAAGAGCCUGUUCCAGCUCCCAAGCGCAAAGGUGGUAGAAAGCCUAUAUAUGCGACAUCAGAAGAACGAAAGCAAAGGAACCGCCAAGCUCAAGCGGCGUUCCGUGAACGACGAACUGAGUACAUCAAGCAGCUCGAGACGACCAUCCAGCAUCACGAAGAGACUCUGCAAAAUCUCCAACAGAGCCAUCGUGCUGCCGCAGACGAGUGUCUGAUGCUGCGUUACAAGAACUCGCUGUUAGAACGCAUUUUGCUCGAGAAAGGCAUCGAUGUCCAAGCGGAACUCGCUCUCAAGGGGAGCCCUAACCUACGGCCCCAUCGCGCGCCUCCUACCACAGGCCAGGCUUCGUCCAUGCAGAAGGCGAUGUUGAAUCGUCAGCAGCAAGCUAGGCAUCGCCCAGCAAUGGCUCCUCCCAUUCAGACUGUAAAUCCAUCUUCCCAGAUUGGUGGACCACGCGGUUUCGCAGGCUCACCGGCAGCGCAGCCUACUCCUCCGUCACACCAUUCCUCUCCCUCCACAGCAAGAUCACCUGGUUUUGCUUUGCAGGGUGGAAUGGCGUCACCUGCAGCAGAUCUGGGAGCCCAGCAAGCCCACCACCAGCAGCAGACCCGGCCUUUACCGCAACACAACGCUUUCUCGUCGCAGCCUAGGCACUCGUCACGGGGAACUCCUCACUCAGACACCUCGCAGGCUUACCCACCCCGAACCCAGCCGAACCCUAUAAUGCAGGAUAGUUACUAUCCAGCUUCAUUCCAGAAGCAUUAUACCCAACUCGGCAAGCUGACCCCUUUCUUAUUUUCCCUUCACUGCUUGUGGAGCUUUGUUCAACAGGAAUACGAUGCGCAAGCCGACAUGAUGGACGAUAUGGACGGCGACGACGUCGAUACGGACAGCUUCAUCCCGAACUUUCGACUGCCUCCGACGACCUCUACAGCAGGCAUGCCCAUGGGUAUGCAAGCAUCACCUCCGAUGACGACCAGUGCCGCAAGUGACGGCGGUGGCAGUGGUGUUCUGAUCGAUCCCUACGAUCCAAUGUUGGAUGCGGAUCCUUUCGGUCUUACCGCCAGCAUGACGUUUCCGAAUCCCUAUACCUUUCCCUCGCAGCCUCGAAGAUGA
Capronia epimyces CBS 606.96 is the source of this 1260-nucleotide messenger RNA. RefSeq lists its product as uncharacterized. The record is from RefSeq and is a predicted model, not a curated record. Lineage: Eukaryota; Fungi; Ascomycota; Eurotiomycetes; Chaetothyriales; Herpotrichiellaceae. Gene Ontology annotation, cellular component: RNA polymerase II transcription regulator complex. Bases 1 to 1260 code for a protein of 419 amino acids. The transcript has 4 exons. Gene Ontology annotation, molecular function: transcription cis-regulatory region binding; DNA-binding transcription activator activity, RNA polymerase II-specific.